AUGGCAAGCAAUCUUGAGAGUUUAAACAUAUCACUUGCAAUUAUGCAAUUUUUUACCCAAUGGCAGAUGCAACAGAGGCAAAUUGAUGCCAGACUUUCUCAACUGAGACGAAGAAGGAGAUCAGUUGCUUGCCAAUUGAAGGCACUAAUGGAAAAAAUGUACCCACCACCCAGUUAUCUUGAGGAGGAAGAAACCAUGCCACCAGUACCAGUCAUUUCAGACGAACCAAAGCCAAAGAAAAAAAGGCCAAAAAAGAAGAAAGAAGAUGCAAGUGGCAAAAAGCCUAGAGUUUGGACAUUAACAACUGAUAACCUCUGGUUUGAGAAUACUGUCCAACAGUUUUCAGAUUUAGAAUUCUUGGAGCAAUUUCAUGUUAGUCGGAAAACUUACCACCUCCUCUGCGAACAUCUACGAGUUGAUCUCACCAAAGCAAACACAAAUAUGCGUAAAGCAAUUAGUGUGGAAAAGCGUGUUGCUGUGAGUUUAUAUAUGCUGAGUAAACCGAAAGUCUGCACGUACAGACACAUAGGCACGUUAUUCUCCAUGGGCAAAAGUACCAUCGGUGGAGCUUUGUACGACUUCAGUAAAGCAGUGUGCAAAAAUCUUUUACCACAAUACAUCAACUUUCCCUCAGAUGAAGCUUUGGUUGAAACGAAAGAAGGUUUUAAUGCCCUUAUGGGGUUUCCGGACUGCAUCGGUGUCCUCAACUUCGCUCACAUCCCCCUGUUUACGCCAUUAGGCUCAAACCUACCAACCGAGUUCUUGAACGACAAGGGUUGGUAUUCAAUGAUCUUAAUGUGUGUUACUGAUCAUCGAAAUCAAUUUACUUAUGUCAAAAGUGGUUUCCCUGGAAAACUAGAUAACUUGAGUGUAUUUAAAGAAAGCAGCUUACAUCAGCUUUCAACAGAAGGCAAACUUAUUCCUCCAGAUCAUGGCUAUCACCUUGUGGCGGGCAAUGACAUUCCCUUACAAAACUGGAUUAUGACACCAUUUGUUGAUGACGGGAACUUGAAUCACAAUCAGAAACAAUUUAAUGAAAGAAUUAAUUCUCUGCAAAACUUCUCAGAGGUAACCAUUGAUAAACUUAAGGGCAGGUGGGGGUUCCUGCUGAACAAGUGCAACAAGAAACUGGAUCGAGUGUCAAAUAUUUUCCUAACUUGUUGUGUUUUGCAUAAUUUAUGUGAGCGACACGGGGAUGGCUUUCUGGACAGUUGGCAAAAUGAAGUAAGGAUCGCUAACCAAUCUGGACCGCAUCAACCGGUUGGGAUGUAUUGUGAAGACGAGUGUUCUAGUGAGGGAAUCAGGAAACGAGAUGAGAUAGCGAACAACAUGGAGGCCCCAGAGGUGCUUGAUCAGCGCUCAUGA
Anneissia japonica is the source of this 1365-nucleotide messenger RNA. RefSeq names its product protein ALP1-like. NCBI's taxonomy places the organism in Eukaryota, Metazoa, Echinodermata, Crinoidea, Comatulida, Comatulidae. The record is from RefSeq and is a predicted model, not a curated record. The transcript has a single exon. The coding region runs from base 1 to 1365 and encodes 454 amino acids.